Messenger RNA from Lytechinus pictus (painted urchin), 1105 nucleotides. RefSeq lists its product as uncharacterized. The transcript is spliced from 5 exons. The coding region runs from base 189 to 902 and encodes 237 amino acids. Lineage: Eukaryota; Metazoa; Echinodermata; Echinoidea; Temnopleuroida; Toxopneustidae. The record is from RefSeq and is a predicted model, not a curated record. Gene Ontology annotation, molecular function: metal ion binding.
AUCCUGUACUGUCGGCAUGCAAUGCCAAACGGCGCGGUGCAUUGUUCGUUCGAAGGCGUUAAUUCUAGAAAACCUUUCGGGCGGCAUCAUCCUUCCGGACGGAAUUGUGAAUCAAAAUUACGCAUUCGCAAAUGACUUCGGAUUCUUAGAAUUUUUCUGUGGAGAAAAAUAUUAUCAAACAGACAAAGAUGGCUUCCUCCAUCGCCAUUGUGAAAGUGCCUAACAUGAACUGUGAGCUCUGUCGUAGAACAAUUGAAAUUGAACUUUCCAAGAUUCCAGGGGUUAAAGUUGUCAAGAGUUCAUUGCCAGCCAGGGUCAUCAGAGUCACCUAUGACGACCAAUUGAUUGGUCAUGAUGUCAUCACUGAUGCCAUUGAUGAGCUGGGUUAUAUAGUCGGCAAAGUUGAGUCUUUUGCCAGUCCAGUUUCAACCAAUGUUCGAUCAAGGAAUGAGAUUGCUCCUGCUUCACCUGUGUCUGAAAAACCCGAUGAUAAAAUUUCUGCUGUAGCCAACUUUCAAACAGAAUUCAAGGAGAAUGAAGUAGAAGCACCUACAUGUGACACAUUUAAUUUGAUUAUCAAGGUUGAAGGAAAGGUCAUAAGGGGAAAUCAGUUGCCAGCUUGCAUCUUGGAGAAGGUUCGCGAGUGUCCUGGGAUCAUGAAUGCAACAGUCAACCAAGAGGGCACCCUAACAGUGGUCCAUGAUCCGGGAAGAAAGAGCAUGAAGAAAUAUGUGAUGGAUCUCAUUGCCAAGCUGGGCUAUGGGUCAGAAGGAAGCAUAGCUGGCAUGUCUAGACAGAGCAGAAGAAAACAUGAGAAAGGAACGACUGAGGAACUGCAGAAUUUGCUUGUGUUUGGAAAACAGACAAAAAGGCUCUGUUUCUUCUUUCUGUUUCCUGAUUGACAAUGCGUAUGUUCGGCGGAAAUUCCAGGAUUUUAUGAAGACGACUCAAAAAGGAGGGAAAAAAAUCACUGACGCAAACUCAAAAGCAAAUACUGCUCCACCAAUAAUCCCAUAGGUAAAACAAGCAAUAAGGGUAAUUAUUUAAAAUGGAAUGGGGGAGGGGGAAAGGAUUGUCAGAAAAAGUCAGGGCAUAAUUACAAUUU